AUGGGAAUUCGUGGUCUGAUCUUCUUCUCUGUAUUGUUAUUCUCGAGUGUUUUUGUUAACGGAGGAGGACUAGCAUUCAAAGUGACGCAUAAAUUUGGAGGUGAAGCUAACAGGUCGCUUAAGGAUUUGCUUUACUACACAAAACUUGCAAUUGGAUCUCCUCCGAAAUAUUAUUUUCUCCAUGUAGAUACUGGUAGUGAUGUUAUAUGGGUUAAUUGCGCCCAGUGCAGCCCUUGCAGUCCUACUUAUACUGCCGACGACUUGACUUUGAAACUAUAUGAUCCAAAUAAUUCUUCAACAGCAAGAUUAGUUCCAUCUAGUGAUGGGUUUUGCACUAAAUUUGGCAAAGAUCCCAUGGCCACUCUUGGAUGUUUUUUCUCUAAUAAUGUUUGUGAAUAUGAUAUUCAAUAUGAAGACGGAGGUGGAAGUGCUGGAUACGUUGUUCAAGACAUCAUUGGAUUUGAUCUAGUUACUGGAAAUCUUCAAACAACUAUUGGAAAUGCAAAUAUUUUAUUUGGGUGUGGGAUGAAACAAACAGGAAAUAUGUUCGCAUCUUUUAAAGCCGACCUCGGCCUCGAUGGCCUGAUUGGCUUGGGUGCUUCAAGUGCAUCCAUGCUAUCACAACUAGCUGCAUCUGGGAAAAUGAAGAAGAAAUUUAAUCCAACUAUAUAA
Papaver somniferum (opium poppy) is the source of this 672-nucleotide messenger RNA. Its product is annotated as aspartic proteinase-like protein 2. The record is from RefSeq and is a predicted model, not a curated record. The coding region runs from base 1 to 672 and encodes 223 amino acids. Gene Ontology annotation, molecular function: aspartic-type endopeptidase activity. The transcript is spliced from 4 exons. Lineage: Eukaryota; Viridiplantae; Streptophyta; Magnoliopsida; Ranunculales; Papaveraceae. Gene Ontology annotation, biological process: proteolysis.